This is a messenger RNA of Dicentrarchus labrax (European seabass), 8234 nucleotides long. RefSeq names its product DOP1 leucine zipper like protein B (gene dop1b). Gene Ontology annotation, cellular component: trans-Golgi network; endosome. The transcript is spliced from 38 exons. NCBI's taxonomy places the organism in Eukaryota, Metazoa, Chordata, Actinopteri, Moronidae. The coding region runs from base 286 to 7236 and encodes 2316 amino acids. Gene Ontology annotation, biological process: Golgi to endosome transport. The record is from RefSeq and is a predicted model, not a curated record.
UCCGGCUGCGUCCAGCUCUGAUUCAGCAGAGUUUGAGGAUCCCGCCCCGUUGUGACUGUAACCCUCUGGGGAUGAUUAGUGACACUCACUCCUCCUCUGGACAAACAAAAGGGGUUUGCUACUUGUUUCCUCUGAAGCAAUGAUAGCGUGAAUUGUGCACCAUGAGGACCGGGCUGUCGCCUCUCCGAGUCGGACCACUUUGAAGCGACUGUGCUCCGGCGCGUCUCGAGCUCGUUUCUCAGCUGAAAUAUUGUGCUGAACAUGCUGGUAUCAGACUGAUGUAUCAUGGAUCCUGAGGAGUUAGAACUGCAGAAUGACUACCGUUACCGUAGCUAUGCGGCGGUCAUUGAGAAGGCGCUGCGAAACUUUGAGUCUUCAAGUGAAUGGGCAGAUCUCAUCUCCUGCCUGGGCAAGCUUAAUAAGGCCCUGCAGAGUAACCUUCGCUACUCGCUACUGCCCAAAAGGCUGAUCAUAGGGAAGCGUCUCGCCCAGUGCCUGCACCCAGCUCUGCCGAGCGGAGUACACCUCAAGGCUCUGGAGACCUACGAGGUCAUUUUCAAGAUCAUUGGAACAAAAUGGUUGGCCAAGGAUCUGUUUAUUUACAGUUCAGGAUUGUUCCCGCUGUUGGGCCACGCAGCCAUGGCAGUGAAGCCUGUGUUGCUGACACUUUACGAGCGCUACUAUCUCCCACUGCAGAAGGCUCUGCUGCCCAGUCUUCAGGCCUUCAUAACAGGACUACUUCCAGGCCUGGAGGAGGGACUGGGGGUUUACGACAGGACUGAUGCACUACUGCUCAAGUUGUCACUGCUGGUGGGUCAGCAGGUCUUCUAUGGUGCCCUGUGGGGCACUAUGCUCAUCAGCCCCAUGGUGCGACUACCCGCCUCCGUCUUUAUAGUCACACAUUUUGACCGCAGUGAGUCCCUGCGCGAGCAAACACACAUGCUAGGCUACGAUCACCAACUGGUGGUAAAGUCAGUUUGUCUUUCUCUGCAAGAUUCAAAUGUCCUGGUGCAGAGGAAUAUGCUUGAAAUCCUGCUCUACUUUUUCCCCUUUGCUGAAUGCAUGGACCCAGCGGAGGCCAGUAUUGCCAUGAGUGUCAAAGACAUGACCACAGUGGUGUCUGCAGCCUCGCUUACACUCCUCCGCAGAGACAUGUCUCUCAACAGACGCCUCUACGCAUGGCUUCUAGGGACUAACAUAAAAGGAGGAAUGGUGGCACCACACCCCACCCUCUCCACUACUACAGAGGAACAUACAUCCUACUAUUUUAACACCUACUCUAGAGAUUACCUUGUGCAGGCUCUGAUUAACAUCCUCAAACAGAAGGGUGUGGAGAAUGACCGGGAGAAGGUGAUUGAAUACCUCCGGCCUUUUCGCAUCAUCAUCAGUCUGCUGGAUAAACCGGAGAUAGGUCCAGUGGUGUUGAGCAGCGUGUUGUUGGAGGUGGUCCGAGCCUUCAACAACUACUGUCGAGAGAUGCUGGGGGAGGAAAUGAUCACUAGCUCAGGGCUCUCGGGCAACCAGCUAGCCAGUAAGAUAAAAGAGAAUAAGAAUGCAUCAGAGAUUAUAAAGACGGUGAACAUGCUCGUGAGCUCCAUGAACAGUGAAUACCUGUGGGAGUACAUGACCCGACGCUUGUGCACGUCUCUCAGUGACAAAGAUGAUCCACCAAUGCCUCCUCAGCAGGACCGCUGUCAUCCUCCUCCUUCUGUGACGGAGAUGUCCAAUCUUAUAAUUUUUCUGCUUGACGUUCUUCCUCUGGAGCUCCAUGCUGACAUCCAAUCACAGUUCCUCCCUGAGAUGCUGAGCACCAUGCUUUGCACUCUGCGCAGCCAUAUGGACACUGUUAGCCUGGAAGAUGUCACACAGGGUCUACGUGCUUGCUUCAAGGUCCUGAGUAAGAUCCAGAUGCCUGUAGCUGAUAUGGAUUCGGAGGCAGGGGAACACACAGAGAACAUGGAGUUACAAUCACCAGAGGAGGAAAGCAAAAAGACUCAGGAUAUAGAAAUCGAGGGAAAAAAAGAUGGUGGUGUUAGUCAGGUUAAUGGUCACCAUGGAGAUGAAGAGCUGAACCGAGAAAGAGGAGAUGAGGCAGAAGCUGCAGAUGGUGUUUACCCGACACUCAGGUCUGAAGACAGUGGACUGGGCAUCAGCGCCUCACCAUCAGAGCAACAUCUCCCACCAGGGAUGGGGUUGCAGGCCGAAGGAAAUGGAAUUUGCAAAGAAGGCGAGGGAGUGUGGAGGAAGGGAGGCAGUGUAGACACCAUGAGCCAGUGUCUGCAGGACAUCCUGGCGUUCAUAACCACUAGAUACCUGCUAGUGCAGGUGGAGGAUGUCAGGGGACAGGAGGAAGCACCCCAGCCUGAGCUAACGGUUGCUUUGGUGGAACAGAAGUCUUUGAUGUCGAAUAAAGGGGGACAGGAAAUUAAAGACAAACUGACUGAACUGUUCACUCCUAAGCUUAAAGCCCGGCCUACGUCUGACGCCCAGCUCUCAGCAGCCCCCAUAGAGAAGAAAAAGGAGCGUGGGCAUUUAGGACUGGACUGGGCAGCUGGCUACAUGCCCCGGGGCAAGGCAGAGAUCUCUGAGGCAUGUCGACAGGCCUUCACCGCCACCUGCCACCUGCUGCUGGAGUGCACCACCUUCCCUGUCUACCUAAGUGAAGAGGAGACUCUGGCUCUUCACAACGACAUGUUUGGUCACACAGGCAGUGACAUGGACAGCCUGCCAGUGUGGUUGAGGUCCUUGAUGACACUGUGCUGCCUGUCCAGAGACUACAACAUCCAGCACACUGCAGUGGCCUCCCUGCUGGAACUCAUCAACCACUCCCAGUCCCUAGCACUGGUCAUCCAGGACAAGCACAGCCGCUAUCAGACAUGCGAGUCCAACCCUCUGAGUGGGCAGCUGCAGAUGGUCACCGUGCCACCCAUCUAUCCUGCUCUGCUUCGUGCCAUAGAGGAGCACACAGAUUUCUUUCAGAGGCUGUCCCAGGUACUGUGGAGCCAGCUGGACACAGAGCGGAGAGAGCAGCACAUUUCCUGUGUGGAACUCUUUUACAGGCUUCACUGUUUGGCUCCAUCAGCGUCCAUCUGUGAGGACAUAAUCUGCCAGGCGCUAUUGCACAAAGACAAGGCUGGUAGGCUGGAAGCACUACACCGCUUCACAGUUCUAUGGCAUCUGACGCGGGAGAUCCAGAGCAAUAGGACCAUGUCUCUCAAUCGCUCUUUUGACCGGUCUCUGUGUGUUGUGGUGGACAGUCUCAGUUGUACAGAUGGUUCCAUAAGUGCAGCGGCUCAGCGCUGGCUGGUCAGGGCUCUUUCCCUCAAUGACGUUAUUCGGAUCCUGGAGCCUAUUCUGUUGUUGCUGCUUUACCCCUCCACUCAGCGCUGCUCCAUUCUGAGAGUCAAACAAAAUCUCACUGUUGGUAACCUAAAGGUUCUAAGCAGCAGAAGUCGAAGCUCCACCAAAACGUCUGGGACGUCAGCGGAUGCCAUGGCAACAGAGGUCACCACAUUAAAUCUCAUGAACAUUGUGGACCGGGAAUCCCUGUGGGCAGAGUUAGACAGUGGCACAGAGUUGGCUAAACUACCAGACACUUUAGUGAUGUCUAGGAGUGAGAGUGAUGAGACAGAAGAGGAAGAGGCUAGAGAGGAGGUGGAGGAGGAGGAGGCAGAGAGUGAACACACUGAGUCAGCUGACACAAGUGGUGCCCAGGCGUCCACUGAGAACUCCAGCUCAGGAUCUGUCCCCUACCGCAGCAUUGAGGAAGGAGGUGUGGUCAACGGCCUGCGGAGGGCAGAGUCCGAGCACACGCAGGCAUCUGAUUCACUGUCAAGUGAGGAUGAGGAGGAUUUAGAGCUGGAAGCCAUGGCCAGGUCUCGUCUGCUAAAACAGGAACGUGAGAAGAGAGAAGCCAUCGACUCUCUGUUCCGCCACGUGCUGCUCUAUCCUGUGGCGGGCGGCUGGCGCCAUCUGCUCCAAGGCUUGGCACUGCUAGAUAGCCUGCUGAGGAGCAGUGCUGAGUGCCCUCUGGUGGAUGCCCUCUCCUCCACCUCUCUGGACACAAGCUCUGCUGCACAUUUAAAUCUGGUCUCCAACCUCCUGCAGCGCCACCAACAGGCUCAGGAUGGUCAUGGCUUCUACGGCUGCCUGCUUUCCCCUUCCUCCUCCCCCUCUGUGCCCCCGUCCCUGCUCAUUGAGCUGCUGGUGUCCUUGUGUCUUCGAUUCCUGCGCUCUCAUUACCCUUCCUAUCUGAGCCUGGGUCCUCUUGACAUGCAGGGAAACAGGGAGGUUCAGGUGAAAAGUGUGGAGGUUCUGACUCGGAUUGUCAACCAGCUUGGCUGCAUGGCACGGGGACAAGAGAGCAAUGGGGCCAGUCUGGAGCCUGUCCGCAGACUCCUCUCAGGGUGUAAAGUGCAGCAAUAUGCUCUGCUUACACUUUCUGCGUCCAUGUAUGUCAGCCAGAGGGGAACGGACAAGGGGCCACCCAAAUGUGUGGAGCUGCUGGAUGAACAGGGAGGAGGCCUGUCAGAGGAGAGUCUGGUGAAUCUUGGAGCAGGAGGGGGGCAGGAACAGUACCCCUUACAGAUGGAAUUACUGAAACUCCUCCAGGCUCUCAUAGUCCUGGAGUACCACGUGGGGCCUGGUGGUGCUGUCUCAGCAGCUGGGUCCAGUGGGGCAUCUGGCCAGCCCGGGGAGCCUCGGGAAUCCCCAACGGCCAGCACCCCCCUGGCUCGUGAGUGGCAAACUGCAAUUCUUUUCCAGCAGUCCAUCAAGGCAGCUCAGUAUGUCCCAAGCCACCCCAUCACAGCCCAAGGAAUGUUUGUGUCUGCCGCAGCCAGGGCUCUGCAGCCACAGUACGGCUAUACCAUGCACCCACACUGGGUGUCACUGCUGUGUUCCUCUCUGCCAUACUUGGGUCGUUCGUUAGGCAUCAUUGUGGCUCCACUCAUCAGUCAGAUCUGCAAGAACUUGGACGAGCUGGUCAAGCUUUACGAGCAUGAGGGAGGAAAGACAAAUCAGAGCCUGAGUGGUAGGAGGGAAAACAUUGCCCCUGACUACCCUCUGACUCUGCUUGAAGGCCUGACCACCAUAACACACUAUUGUCUACUGGACAACAAGAGGUCCUUGGUUGCCUGUGAUCCUGUGGAUGUCCGUAACGCACGCAGCGCCGUGAUCGAGGCACUACCGCACAUGCUCAGUAGUAUGGCAUUGUUAUGGGGGGUGGUCAUGAGGGAAGAGUUUCAGAGGCGUGCAUCUGACUCCGCUCAGAGCACCAGACACACUUCUACCUCUGUCUACUUUAAAAGCACCAAGAUCUUACGGCAGCGGAUAGUGGAGUUCCUGGUCCCUCUAACUGGGCAGUAUGGGGUUCAACUCAUGGCCUCACUUGGAGAAGUGUGGAGCAGAAGAAAGACUAAAAGGAGACAUAAAAACAAAGUAAGAACUACAGUUUUACCUGUGGCCAGUGAGUCUCGUCUAACCAUUGUGGAUCUGGUGAAAUCCUUGAACACGUUGCCCACAGAUACCAUCCUACAACUAGUCAAGGAGGUGGUGAAAAAACCACAUCAGAUCAAAGGAGAACAGAAGUCAAGCCUGGUCGAUAUCCCCAUGCUACAGUUCAGCUACGCCUAUAUCCAGAGUAUUUCAGCUCAGGCUCUGCAAGAGAAUGUUGCUCCUCUCCUCAGUCUGUUACGGGAGUCUGUUCAACUCAACCUGGCCCCACCUGGACACUUCUUACUGCUGGGAAUUCUCAAUGACUUCGUCAAUAGGCUCCUUAAUCUGGACAACAAGAAGGACAGCAGAGACCUGCAGGAGGUGACUCAGCGGAUCCUCGAGGCAGUGGGUGGGAUCGCAGGGUCAUCUCUGGAGCAGACUAGUUGGCUCAGCCGCAGCCUUGAGGUCAAAGUUCAGCCACAGGUGUGCCCUGAGGCAGACGAGGCUGAUGACGCAGACAUGGAUGGUGACCAUUACGAGUCAAUGGCUCAAGCUAGCACUAUGGUUUCGUCUUCAGCUCCCUCCAUUUACAGCGUGCAAGCUCUUGUACUCCUGGCUGAGAUCUUGGCACCACUUCUGGACAUGGUAUACCGCAGUGAUGAGAAGGAGAAAGCUGUUCCUCUCAUUUCUCGACUCAUGUACUAUGUUUUCCCCUACCUGAAGAACCACAGUGCCUACAACAUGCCCAGCUUUGAAGCGGGUGCUCAGCUGCUUAGCAGUCUAAGUGGGUAUGCCUAUACCAAAAGGGCCUGGAAGAAAGAGGUCUUUGAGCUCUUCAUGGACCCCCUCUUCUUCACCAUGGAUGCCUCCUGUGCUUCCAGUUGGAAAUCCAUUGUUGACCACCUCCUGACUCAUGAGAAGACCAUGUUUAAAGACCUCAUGAGCAUGCAGAGUGGGUCCCUGAAACUGUUUGCUAAUGUAGACCAGAAACCGAUGCUGUUGAAGCGCCAGGCCUUUGCCAUGUUCAGCGGAGAACUGGACCAGUAUCAUCUGUAUCUGCCCCUCAUCCAAGAGCGUCUCACUGAGGCUUUGCGUAUGAACCCUAGCCCUGCUGUUUCAGCCCAGAUGUUACUGAUGUUUCGUGUUCUCCUGUUGCGGAUUUCAUCUCAGCACCUCACAUCUCUUUGGCCAAUCAUGGUCACAGAGCUGAUUCGCAUAUUUGUACGUCUAGAGAAAGCUCUGCAGGCAGAUAAAGACGUCUCAAAAUUGGCUAAAGUGGUGCGUGGAGCCCUUGACAAAAAUGGACCAGUGAAUUUCUCUCAGACAGAGUUGGACAUGUACCUGUCAGCAUGCAAGUUUUUGGACACGUCCCUGGCCUUUCCUCCAGAGAGGCUACCUCUCUUUCAGAUGUAUCGUUGGGCAUUUGUCCCUGAGGUGGAUGUGAACUGCUACAGUGGCCCAGAGACUGCGCUGAUCGAAGGCGAGCAGGAAUGCAUACCCCAUGUUGUCAGAGUACUGGAGGGGAUACAGCAGCGAUAUGGGACACUGAAUGGGCUGAGUGAGGAAUCUUCCACAGAGCCUUUGGAGUUCCCCCUCCUGACUCAGCGCUCCCUGUCCUCCAUCACCCAGCUGUUGCCAUUCCUUCGCACCCUUUGCUGUUCCUUCCAGGGCCCUCCCCCCUACAACCACCCUACGUCCCACUUCCCAGUAGCAAACUACCCAGCAGCUAGUUCAGAAACUGUCCUGAAGAAGCUGGAGUUCAUCACUGAAGAUGAGUUCCUGGACUCCAUGGAGAGUUAGAACCCACACAUGAAGCUUUCAUAAACUAAGUCUUCUUCUCAAGCUUUCUGACCUGCAGCCAUACGAGUGGGAUGCAUAAAAAUAGGCACAACUGGUGAUAAUAUUGUAUCGUGAACUAGAAAAAAAGGAAUGUUUUGAAUUCUGUUUUUUAAUGUCUUAACUGUCUCAUCUCCACAUGAAUUUGUGUACCUCUGAGGUGCUCUCACACUGAAUCUGUAUAGGAAAAACAAAGGGACCUUUGUUGUAGUAAUUUAAAUGGGUUUUUUGGAUAUCUGAUAAAACAUAGAAGUAUUCAUUACAAAUUCCCAAUGACUGCUUUUGAGUAUCAUCUCAGCUGCAAAACAUCUCCACAUGUAGAUUAUGUCAGUGUCUACUCUUUUUGCUUUCUAUGGUUUUAGGCAAAAACAAUGUUAUUAUGUAAACCAACGUCAAAUGAUUAACUUAUUGUUAUUAUUAAGCAUGCAGCUUAUAAUAACAGUAGUUGCAGUAAAUAUUUUUUGUUUGACCUCAAAUAGCAGAUUCACUGUGAAGAACCUUAUUAAGUAUUGUUAAUAUGUUCUUUUAACUUCUUCAUAACCUCUGGUUAACCAUACUCUCUAAUACGUGCAUACAUUAUGUCUGUUUGACUGAGAAUGUAGAAACUACAGUAUCUGUCUGUAGAGGUACUUCCUCUUUUAUUGUUAUUGGAUACAUUAUGGGACCUCACAAGCUUUUUGCUAAGAUUUAUGUUAAGAGUUUUAUGAGUAAGUUACUGAACGUGAUUUGUGUUUUGAAAUAUCAUUGGGUGUACCUCGCUACAAUACGUGCUUACCAUUUGUGGUGUUUAAGGGAAAUCAGCCUUUCUUUGUAGUUGUUCAUGGAUAGUUUUUACAUCUGCCUGUUGUCUUUUUUUCCACAGUGCUGAAUGCUUAAGUAAUUUAUUUUGGAUGUUUAAAGGACCAUGUCAAGUUUUGAAUUAACAGAAAGACGACUCAUUAAAUUAAAUAUUAUGUUAAAAA